Messenger RNA from Linnemannia hyalina, 399 nucleotides. The record is from the annotation of a GenBank genome assembly. Lineage: Eukaryota; Fungi; Mortierellomycota; Mortierellomycetes; Mortierellales; Mortierellaceae.
AUGAACUCGCUCCGCCUCCUCUCCAGAAACGUGCACAACGUCGCCCGCAUGAACUCAUCGGCACGCUUCUUGAACGGCCAGGUCAACGACGCUAGCGACGAGACCUUCCAGAAGUUGAUCUCUGUCAAGGAGACCGUCAUCGUCGACUUCCACGCCAAUUGGUGCAGACCUUGCCACAUGUUGGACCCCAUUAUCCGUGAUGCUGUCAAGUCUACCAGCGGAACCACUCUUGUCCGCGUUGAUGUCGAUGAGUGCCCCAAGAUCGCUGCCAAAUACAGUAUUGCUAGCAUUCCUGCCGUGUUUGCGUUGAAGAACGGUGAUGUUGCUGGCAAAUUUGUUGGCGCCCUCCCCAAGAACGCUGUUAAGGAGUUUGUCGAGUCCCACGCCACCAAGGCAUAG